AUGAAAAAAGUUGAAAACGUAAAUUGUGAACCCGAGGAGAAACCAAGUGAGCGCGAAAAGAGUUCCAAUAAUGAAAAUAAAAUAAACCACUUUAAUGAAAAAGAUGAAGAGAAUACUUUAUCUAGGAUGCAACAUGACGCUAGUGUGUCAAUAAAUGAGACUAAUGCAUCGACAAAUGAGACUAAUGCAUCGACAAAUGAGACUAAUGCAUCGACAAAUGAGACUAAUGCAUCGACAAAUGAGACUAAUGCAUCGAUAAAUGAGACUAAUGCAUCGAUAAAUGAGACCAAUGCAUCGAUAAAUGAGGCUAAUGCAUCGAUAAAUGAGACUAGUGAACAUAGCAUACAAGGAGAAGAAACUACUAUUACCACCAUUAGUAAGAAUCAGAAUGUAUCACACGAGGUCAUCACCGACCAGGGUCGUCUAACAACAGGCAAAUCGCACACCGAUAGCCAUUCUAAUGGUAAAUCAUUUAACGAAGAUGUUGAAGAUAAAAUAAUCAGGAAAUAUCUGAGUAAGCAAAUGAGCGAUAUAGGUUUAAAUCUCAUCAAAGAGAGUGGAGACAGUGAAGAAACAAAAGAAAGUAAAAAAAGAAGAAACGAUGGAGAUGCAAAUGGAAUCCACAAACUUCCACCCGAACGUUCGUCCAAAUUUGCACAUGAACAUGUUAACAUUAUCACUGACAGUAGCAGCAGCGAUGAUGAUGUUUCAAUAUUGAAAAAGCUCAACCUUGCAAAGGUAAAAAUAGGAGAAAAAAAAAAGCCAAAUAUGGGAACGUCGGAUGUAGGAGGUACAAUUUUAAAGAUAAAGAAAACAAAUGAAGGUACAGAAAAAAUAAAAAGCAUAAAGCGUUCAAGAUUCAGUGACGAUAUAAAAUGUGCAAAUAAAAAAAAGAAUGAAAAUACAGAAACAGAUGUAAGCAGCGAUGACGAAUACUUAAUAAGUUUAAUUAACAAUAACAGUAGUAGUGAUAAAUUAUGUGAUGUAAAAAGAUGCGAAAGUGUAAAAAGGAACAGUACACAUCUAUUAAAUGGGAAUGUUUUAAAAAAAAAAAGACUAAGUGAUGCAGCAGAUGAAGAACAUACCCCUUCCGGAGAAGAACGUAGCAUAUCCAGCUUGGAUUCGGAUGCACCACUCCUUGUUAAAAGUAAAUUAAAAAAUAAAGUGAAUGCAUAUUCGCGAGACACAGGCAAUAAAAACAGAAAUAGUAGCAAUACUUGUAGUACCAGCAAUAGUGGAAAUAGUGGCAGUGCCAGCAGCGGGAACCUGAAGCAAGGCGUCCAUCAUAGCAGUGAAAGCAAAAAAAUGAAUAUUCCGAAAAAAAAUAGUGUAGUGGCUCAAGUAGCCAAAAGUAAUGUAAAUGAAAAGAAAAGGAUUGCAAGUGAAAACAGGAAAUCCUUAAAGAAGAAAAAAAAAAAAAAGAUAAAAGUAAAAAGGGCAAAAAUAAGGAAAAAAAUAAGGAAAAAAAUAAGGAAAAAAAUAAGGAAAAAAAUAAGGAAAAAAACGAGAGAAAAAGUACCACGGGUUUGCAGAAAGUUGCCCGCAAGAGCACCUCCACGGAGGUACGCCUAA
Plasmodium gonderi is the source of this 1572-nucleotide messenger RNA. RefSeq lists its product as hypothetical. NCBI's taxonomy places the organism in Eukaryota, Apicomplexa, Aconoidasida, Haemosporida, Plasmodiidae. The transcript has a single exon. The coding region runs from base 1 to 1572 and encodes 523 amino acids. The record is from RefSeq and is a predicted model, not a curated record.